AGACAAUAAAACAGUUUUCACUUUUACUUAGCAAACGCCACCAGAAGAAAUCCUACUUAUUUAAAAUCAAAUAUCAUUUCAGUUAUGAGUUAUGGAGCCCCAGAAAAUAAUCGAAGUCUAGAUCGGCAAUUUGCUGGCCUAGACUUGAAAGCCGGUGAUUUGCAAAGUCGGAACGCUGGCACUCAAAGGACUUCACAAAGCACUUACAUCCCUCCUCAUCUUCGUGGAGGAGGUGGAGGCACACAACAACGUUCAGCUGAAUUUUUUAGCAGAGACAGCUAUUACGGAGGAAGAAGUGGUGGAAGAGGUUAUUCCCGUAGCAAUAGUUAUGGCAACAGUUACGGUGGGGGAAGUUAUGGAUAUAAUCAAUACAAUAACUUUGGUGGCAAUAAUAGAAAUAACUAUGGCGGUGGUUAUGGAAAACGUGGUAGUGGUUAUAGGGACAGAAAUUACGACUCUCCCAAAGAUCCUUGGAUGUCGUUGCCCUCUGCGGAAGAUUGGGGCAAGCUAUUACCACCCAAUGAACGCUUGGAAAGAGAACUGUAUGCUGGCUGCAACACCGGUAUCAAUUUUGACAAAUACGAAGAUAUUCCCGUGGAGGCGACCGGAGAUAAAUGCCCAGAUCAUAUUGAAAAUUUCUCUGAUUGCUCCAAACUGGGAGAAGUUAUAACUCACAAUAUUGAACUGUGUCAAUAUUCCAAGCCAACACCGGUUCAAAAAUAUGCCAUACCGAUCAUCACUGGAUAUCGUGACUUGAUGGCCUGCGCUCAGACAGGAUCUGGAAAGACUGCUGCAUUCCUUAUUCCGAUUUUGAGUCGAAUUUUUGAAGAUGGACCUCCGUCCCCCCCUGACAUGAAGCAUCUUGGUCGACGAAAGCAGUUUCCUAUCGGUCUUAUUCUUGCUCCGACCCGUGAAUUAGCCAUUCAAAUUCUCGAUGAAGCAAAAAAGUUUGCGUAUAGAUCUCACGUACGUCCUGCCGUCGUCUACGGCGGAGCUGAUGUUGGCCAACAAAUGCGUGAUCUUGACCGCGGUUGUCAUCUUCUUGUUGCCACCCCUGGACGUCUGGUGGACAUGUUGGAUCGUGGCAAGAUUGGCUUGGAUGUUUGCAAGUUCUUGGUUUUGGAUGAAGCAGAUCGCAUGUUGGACAUGGGAUUUGAACCCCAAAUUCGUAGAAUUGUCGAGAAGGACUCGAUGCCAAAAACAGGCCAAAGGCAAACCCUCAUGUUUAGUGCUACAUUUCCAAAGGAAAUUCAGGUACUUGCACGUGAUUUCUUAGACAACUACAUUUUCUUGGCUGUUGGACGUGUUGGUUCAACAAGCGAAAAUAUCACUCAAAAGGUCGUUUGGGUCGAUGAUGUUGACAAGAGAUCUUUCUUGUUGGACCUUCUCAAUGCUUCUGGUCCUGACUCAUUGACGUUGGUGUUCGUGGAGACGAAGAAAGGAGCGGAUGCAUUGGAAGAUUACUUAUAUCGUGAGAAAUAUCCUGCAACGUCCAUUCACGGCGAUCGCUCCCAGCGUGAGCGGGAAGAUUCACUGCAAUCAUUUCGGAGUGGUAGAACUCCAAUUCUUGUGGCCACUGCGGUUGCAGCUCGUGGUCUGGACAUACCACAUGUGAAACAUGUGAUCAACUUUGAUAUGCCCAGUGAUAUUGAGGAAUAUGUCCAUAGGAUCGGUCGCACAGGUCGUGUCGGCAACACAGGCUUGGCAACUUCAUUCUUCAAUGACCGAAACAAAAAUAUCAGUAAAGUAUUGGUGAAUAUUUUGGGUGAAGCAAAACAGGAGGUGCCACCUUGGUUGGAGUCUAUUGCUAGCGAAUAUCAAAGCAGUGGUGGAUCGCGUAGUAAAGGAUAUCGUCGAACUGGCAAUAGUGCAUUUGGCUCUCGUGAUUAUCGUCAACAAGCCAAUCGCGGUGGUUACAUGCAGAGUAAUGCAGGCGGUUAUGGCCAAGGCUAUGGGGGAUUUGCUCCUGGCAACUAUGCUGGUUCUUAUGAAGGAGGAAGUAACUAUGGUUAUGGUAACUAUGGUGGCUAUUCACAACGUGGUAACUCCAAUAGUGGUCGCUCCAACGAUUGGUGGAAUUAAACCAUUGUGUUGUAUUUUACGUUUUUCCAUUACUCUAUUCUUUCAUUUUCUGUGUUUGGUACGUUUUUGUGCAGUUGAGUUGGGAUCUUGGUGACGCACCUUUUCAGGACUUCUUGGAUGUUUUCUCUGCCAUAUAUAUUCUUCCGUGUGUGUACUUUCUCGUAUACUUGCGAUCAUCGCAUUGAAAAUGUACGUAUUACUGAAGGACAUAACCUUUUACGAUGGAUGGCCUUGGCGUUCGCGUUUCCCGUAAACAUUGGUUUAUAUUUGGAAGUGGAGGUCUCUGCAUUCUUAAGAUAAUCUGUUCGGCCAAGGCUUGAAUGAUUUAGUGGUGUAACCCACAGAAUUGAUGUUUGUAUAAUGAUCAGAUACUACAAAUCUCUUAUAAGGUGUUUAAAGUUAUUCAAAUUUUGGCUAGAAAGUAUUUGUACCUGUAACUAUUUUGUACUUGUUUUAAUUUAAGCCAUGCACGUUAGGUUGUCUUUGCUACUUUGAUUUGUACUUGCCUAUGUAUGCUAAGAAAUUAACGUAAGUUUAUUUAAGUAAAUUAGUGCUUAAAUUGUGUUCAAGUAAGUCGCAUUUGUUACGUACGGCUUUUAGCAGCAUUGGUUAACAAUACCUGACCCUGCGUCCUUUCAUCAUAAUACUGCACAUGCUGCAAAGUCCGCUUUACACGUAUUUCCUUAUGGGAAGAACACGUUGCAUGGUUGAAAUUUAUUACUGUUACAGGAAACUUAAUAUUUUAGCAGGUUUUGGUUUGGACAAUUUAGUCGUUCUAAAUUUCGGUGACAUAGCGGUCUUAAAACUGUAUUGAAGUCAUCCUCACCAUUAACAAAAUUCCUUUUUAAUAACUGGCUGAUUAAAGUAGAUUAAAAUUACUUGGAAACGAUACGAAUACUUUUGUUAAAUUAUAAUAAACCUAUUUCUAUGAUGACAUGCGUUGCUUGUUUUUUGGAAACAAUGAAUUAUAAGACCGUAAUGUCGAAAAUUAAAUAAAAACAUUUAACUUUCUUCUGAACGUUAUGUACUUUUACAAAGGAAACUUUCUUGUUGAUAUCCAGUGUAUAAAGGCGUGUUGACAAAUUUUCACGUAUAGAUUCUAUUGUAUAGUAUAUAUAUCUCAAUAUUGAUAGAUAGAGAUCGAACUUGAAUUGUGAUCGACGUCUAUUUAUAUGAAGGAUGCAUGCUGAUGAUAUUUCAGAGUAAAAAAGGUAUUUCGCUAUAGUGUUACAAACGUUCGUAACCUUACCAAUAGGCAUGAUAGAAUCGUUAGAAAAUCUACUCCCCCAACUAAUUUAUUGAAAAUAAGUACUUGAAAAUUGCGAUUUUGCAUUAAAACCUGCGUCAAAAACUGCAUGUUCUAUUUUCUUGUGUGGAAUUUGUGUUGAUUGAAUAUACCUUCCUUUCAAUGCUCGUCAAUGCUCGUCAAAUGUCUUCAACCAUGCCGAAAGAGAUGCAUAAGCAUGUUGCAUUUUCGUAUAAUUAUAUCUUUUUCCUAAGGAAGUGUUAAUGCAAAAUCAGCUCUUAUCGUAAUUGUACUGUUACGUUACAUUAUUGUAAUUAUUAUUAUAUUAUUUGUUAUAAUAGCAAGAAGUCCUUUAAUUAAUUCAGUCAUCAAGCACGUAAA
This is a messenger RNA of Xenia sp. Carnegie-2017, 3709 nucleotides long. Its product is annotated as putative ATP-dependent RNA helicase Pl10. The coding region runs from base 85 to 2082 and encodes 665 amino acids. Gene Ontology annotation, biological process: gamete generation; cell differentiation. The record is from RefSeq and is a predicted model, not a curated record. Lineage: Eukaryota; Metazoa; Cnidaria; Anthozoa; Malacalcyonacea; Xeniidae. The transcript is spliced from 17 exons. Gene Ontology annotation, cellular component: P granule; nucleus. Gene Ontology annotation, molecular function: RNA helicase activity; ATP binding; RNA binding.